UUACGUGUCCGACUCCAAGCAGGUAUUGUUGAUGCGCGAAUCUGUUACUCCAAUUGACAAGUGUAUUAUCGUGAAUCAAAAUGUGGAAAGCGGCGGUUGGUGUGAAAAAUGCCCCGCCUGUGCCAAAUAACGGUGCUAAUAAUGACGAUGACUGGGAAACAGACCCAGAUUUUAUCAACGACGUUUCCGAACAAGAGCAACGAUGGGGUUCAAAAACUGUUCAAGGAUCCGGACGUAGUAUUGGAGCUAUUGAUAUGGAGCAGAUGCGCGCUGAAGUGGCCAAGGAUGAUGCCGCCAUCAAGAGAAAACAGUCUGAAGCUGGACCACAGGCGUCCAUGGGUUACGGUGGAAAAUUCGGCGUUGAAACGGACCGGAUGGACAAAAGUGCAGUUGGGCACGACCAUAUCGAAAAGCUGACGAGACAUGCCUCUCAGACCGAUUAUGCCUCUGGUUUCGGUGGGAAAUACGGUGUUCAACGAGACCGUCAAGACAAAAGUGCGCUUGGAUGGGAACAUAAAGAGAAAGUUGAGAAACAUGCUUCUCAAACGGACUAUGCGUCAGGAUUUGGAGGAAAGUUCGGCGUGGAAAAGGAUCGACAAGAUAAGUCCGCCCUCGGUUACGAUCAUGUAGAAAAGAUUGAAAAACAUGAAUCGCAAACAGGAUACAAAGUUGGUUUUGGUGGGCAGUACGGAUUGCAGAUGGACCGUGUGGAUCAAAGUGCUGUAGGCUGGGAGUAUUACGAAAAACCAUCCAAACACAGUUCCCAGACGGACUAUUCAGUUGGAUUUGGUGGCAAGUUUGGCGUCCAGAAAGACCGUCAGGACAAAUCUGCCUUGAGCUGGCAUCAUAUAGAGAAAGUAGAAAAGCAUGAGUCGCAAAAAGAUUACUCGAAAGGGUUCGGAGGUAAAUUUGGAGUCCAGUCGGAUCGACAGGAUAAAUGCGCUGUUGGAUACGAUCAUUUUGAAAGAACCCAGAUGCACGAGAGUCAGAUUGAUCAUUCUAAAGGAUUUGGUGGAAAAUUCGGUGUCCAGAACGAUCGUUUGGACAAAAAUGCACACACAUUUGAAGAAGAACCAGAACGCGUCGGUUCCAGCUACGAGCGAGUCAAGCCUGAGACGGCCGGUGUCAAAGCUUCGAGCCUGAAGGCAAAGUUUGAAAAUCUCGCCAAAGAGAAAGAAGAAGAAGAAGCGAAACGUUUGGCUGCCGAAAAGCAGCGACGAUUGUAUGAAGAAAAGGCUGAAGUUGAGGAAGCGCGGCGGAAAGUAGCCAAACAACGGGAGCUCGAGCGUGCUGAACGAGAUCGUGAAGAGAUGGAACGAGCCAGGCAUCGAGCUGCUGCCGAGGAAGAGGCUUUGGAAAGUGCUCGAAAGGCUAGAGAGGUGGAAGAGCGUCAGCAAUCUGAAGACAAACUUCGACGUGAUGCCGAAGAACGAAGUCGUUCGGAGCAAGAAGCUAUCCGACGCCGUGAAGCGGAGGAAGAGGAAAAAGAAAAUCGUCGUCGCGAAGCGGAAGAAAGGCAUCGUCGUGAAGCGGAGGAAAAGGAAAGGCGUCAUCGUGAAGCAGAGGAGCUACAGAAGCGUCGCCGUGAAGCGGAGGAGCAAGAAAGGCGUCGUCGUGAAGCAGAGGAGCAAGAGAAGCUACGCCACGAAGCGAAGGAGCUGGAGCAGCGUCGCCGUGAAGCUGAGGAGCUAGAGAAGCGUCGUCGUGAAUCGGAGGAGGCAGAAAAGCUUCGUCGUGAAGCCGAAGAACAAGAGAAGCGCCGACGUGGGCUUGAAGAAGCUGAACGUGAACGGAAACGAGAGGAAUUGAUGCGACAAGAGGAAGAGCGAUUGAGAGAAGAACUUCGGCGACAAAAGGAAGAAGAAGAACGCGAGGAAUGCGCGAGGAUGGAAGCGAGGCGGAAGGAGCGAGAAGCUGCAGAAGCUUCUGAACGCGCUCGACAAGCAGAAUUUAGCCCUGAAGAUGAAGCUCCGUCCGGUCUAACUGCGAUCGCUUUGUACGAUUAUCAAGCAGGUGAUGAAGAUGAAAUUUCGUUCGAUCCCGAUGAUGAAAUUACGGAUAUAGAACAAAUUUCUGAGCUCAGAAGAAAGUUUCGUGGAGGAAAGAAGAUCGUCAUCGGUAUUUUCCAUCCGUACUGCGAUGCGGGAGGUGGAGGUGAACGCGUUCUGUGGUGUGCUAUUCAAGCGCUUCAGAAGACGUACGCGCAAUGCUCUUUUCGUAUUUAUACCGGAGAUAAAGCAGCUGACGAAGAAAUUCUGGCGCGAGCAUCACUCCGCUUCGGUGUUAACAUAAAACCAAAGCCCGCAGUUCGAUUUGUUCGAUUGCGAAUGCGAAACUUCGUUGAAGCAACUCCGUAUCCUGUAUUCACGCUUUUGGGCCAGAGCCUAGGGUCAAUGGUACUUGGAAUGGAGGCAUUACUGCGAUGUGUACCGGAUAUUUAUUUGGACACAAUGGGAUACGCUUUUACGUAUCCUCUGUUCCGUUACCUGGGUGGCUGCAAAGUUGGGUGUUACACUCACUAUCCGACCAUCAGCUCAGAUAUGAUCUCCAAACUUGACGGGCGUGAAGUAGCCCAUAAUAAUCGAAAAUGGAUUGCCAAGAAUCGAAUUCUGUGCGAGUUAAAGCAGGGCUAUUACGUCCUUUUCGCCCGAAUUUACGGCUGGAUGGGGCGUAAAGCUGACGUAUGUAUGGUGAAUUCCUCGUGGACGAAAGGUCACGUGGACCAGCUGUGGUGGAAUGACGUUGGAAUGCGUUCCCGCGCGGCACUCGUGCAUCCGCCGUGCAAUCCAGAAAGAUUUUCUCAACUUCGUCGAAUCAAUUUUGAUGCUGCGAGUGACCAUUCUCAGGAUACUUGCGUAAUCGUAUCCGUUGCGCAAUUUCGACCAGAAAAGAACCACUCCUUACAGUUGAAUGCUUUUCGAGAGUUUUUACGCGCUUUGAAUGAAGAACCGGUGGACAAACUGAAAGCCGAGCCGAAGCUGGUGUUGAUAGGUGGUUGCAGAGAUAAUUUUGAUGCCGAGCGUGUGUCGGCAUUGGAAGCAGAAGCUGUGAAGUUGGGCAUCAGAGAUUCGGUCGAAUUCAAGCUCAAUGUGCCUCUGGAGGAGAUGGAAGCGAUUCUCAAGAAAGCUUUAAUCGGUGUCCACACCAUGUGGAAUGAACACUUUGGGAUCAGUAUAGUUGAAUUGAUGGCUGCGGGUCUUAUUGUUGUCGCUCACGAUUCGGGAGGUCCGAAGAUGGAUAUUGUCGUUCCUUGGGAGGACCAUCCGACUGGAUUCCUGGCAGUGGACCCCAGUUCAUAUGCGGAAUGCUUCAUGAACAUUUUGAAGAUGGAUACAAAUGCUCGGCAAAGUAUCAUUCAGUAUGCCAGAGCAUCCGUCCAUCGAUUCUCGGAUAAGAAGUUCAUGGAGCGUUUUGUUGUUUCCACCGAGCCAUUAUUCCUGUGAAGCCUGCUUGUUGUCAGCUUGUGAAAUCAAGUGAUGAAUGGUGUGUUUUGUUGUUGCCGUCGAUGUGAUUUUUUAAGGUUCAAUCAUAAAACGUGGUUGAAAAGGAAAA
Messenger RNA from Notodromas monacha, 3552 nucleotides. The record is from the annotation of a GenBank genome assembly. Lineage: Eukaryota; Metazoa; Arthropoda; Ostracoda; Podocopida; Cyprididae.